Molecule: messenger RNA, 3497 nt
Organism: Mugil cephalus (flathead mullet)
Lineage: Eukaryota; Metazoa; Chordata; Actinopteri; Mugiliformes; Mugilidae
Product: von Willebrand factor A domain-containing protein 7-like
Exons: 17
Coding region: 128-2980 (950 amino acids)
Source: RefSeq, a predicted model, not a curated record
CAUCAAGACCCAAGGAUUGUGAAGGUCAGAAAGUUACAAAAAUCUCGAGUCAACCUGCUCACAGGACACCCGUUAACCUCUGGGGCUUCGAAGGGAUCUGAAGAGAACAACGACUGGCUGUGCAGCAAUGUUUGGGUUGGCUGCAUUGUGUCUCCUGCUCCUGCAGACUGGAGCUCACGGGUUUGGUAUAUUUGGAAGCUCUUUGACUCAUCAGAAGAUCACUGAGAGAGCCCUCUUAAAUGCCACUGUUCAGGUGUGCCGUUCUCUGGCUCUGGCUGAAGGCAAAGACUUCACUUUUCCUCCGCAGCCUUUUACUGCUGAGUCCACUGCAGCUGCUUGUGAAGCAUCGAAAUCAACCAAGAGUUUUCUCCAGACCAUCUGCUCAAUCAAAAAAAAUAACUGGCAGGUAGACAUUCGUUUUUUCUUAAGCGCACGCCGCCACUUUGACAACGAGGAGUUUGAAGACGGAAGGAAGAUCAUCACUGACGGAUUAUCAGCUGUGAAAGCCAGCAACAAACGAGAGAACUUUGAGGCAGCAACGACAAAACUUGGACAAAUAUUACAUUCGUUACAGGAUUUCUACAGUCACAGUAACUGGGUGGAAAUGGGAAACAAACGUCCAAACUCCAAUCUGAUCAGAGAAGGCAGCAGCAUUGGAAACAUAGCAGCCAAAGGCAGAGAAACCUGUCGCAACUGUGAUGGAGACAACUGCAGGAACAACAUCCUGGAGGAUGUCUUAGAGCAGAAGAUACUCACCUCAGGAUAUUUUGGUUUCCUCCCUUUCAAACCCAGAGGAAAAUGCAGUCAUGGUGGUAGAGCUGAUAUAACAAGUUUCGUUCCGCCCAGAGGUGGGAUUAACAAAGACUCAUUUGACGCCAGCCAUGGACAUCUCCACGCUGAAGCAGCAAACCUGGCAAUAGCUGCAACCACGGAGCUGCUUGAGGACAUUCGAGGGGCUGCUGGUGACAAACCCUUCCUACAGAUGAUGGGAAUCUCCAAGGGAAAACCUCUUUGUUUUGUGGUCGACACAACAGGAAGCAUGAGUGAUGACAUUGAUGCAGUGAGGACCGUUACUUCCUCUAUAAUCAACAGUAAAGUGGGAACAGAAGAUGAGCCCUCAAUUUACAUUCUGGUACCGUUCAAUGAUCCUGAUUUUGGGCCAGCCAUGAAGACAUCAGAUCCAAACGUCUUCAAAGAUUAUAUUCAGUCACUGACAGCAAGCGGUGGUGGAGAUACACCAGAAAUGAGUCUUUCAGGACUUCAGCUGGCGUUAACGUCCGCACCUUCUAAUUCUGAGAUCUUUGUCUUCACGGAUGCCCCUGCUAAAGACGAAUACCUGAAAGGUUCAGUGAUCGCACUCAUAGAGAGGACCAAGUCAGUGGUGAACUUCAUGAUUACUAACAUUUUUUCUGGGUUUCGUCGGCGAAGGCAGCUUGAGGACAGUCAGCAACAACAGUACAGUCGGAUGGCGGCUUCAGAUACCCAGCUCUACAGAGACCUGGCUCAGGCUUCAGGUGGCCAGGCUAUUGAGGUCACAAAAAGUCAGCUCCUGGAUGCCACUAGCAUCAUAGUAGAGUCCACGAGCUCCUCCCUGGUGACCCUCCUGCAAGCAGCCAGGAGCUCAGGAAAAGAAGAAAGUUUCACUUUCUCAGUGGACGAGUCGGUAAAAAACCUCACAGUCUACAUCACUGGGAGCUCUGUCAGCUUCACCCUCAUCAGCCCCUCAGGUGUGUCCCAAGAAAGCAGUAACACGACAGGUUCCCUAAUCAUUACAUCCCAGUCAGUGGGAAACUUCCAGACUCUGCAGCUACAGUCUCAAGUGGGACUGUGGGAAAUGAGAACCACGUCAACCAAUCCCUACACUCUGAAGGUUGUAGGUGAGAGCCCCAUCGAUUUCCUCUUUGACUUUUUGGAGGAAUCACAGGGCCCUUUCGGAGGGUUAGAUGUUGUAGACAAUCGUCCCAAAGCUGGUGUCAAUGGGAGCCUGUUGGUGAUAUUAUUUGGGAGUGACUCAGCCACUGUUACAGAGGUCACUCUGGUUGAAUCAUCGGGCUCAGGGCAGGUUAAUGGCACCGUAGAGGCUCAGGGUGGAGGCGAAUUCUUAGUUCGGUUUGACAAGAUACCGUCAGUUGAGUUUGUGGUGCUGGUGAAGGGGCAGAACAGCGAUACCUCCAAAGCAUCUCCAGUCCUCUUUCAGAGACAGUCAACCACCAGCAUAAGAGCUUCUGUCGUCACUAUUACUGCUGAGGAUUCAGAAAGUGUGCUGGUACCAGGAACACCACUUUCAGUUCCCUUCUCUGUGACAACUAGUGGCUCUGGAGGAAACUUCACUAUUCAAGUUACCAAUGACCAAGGUUUUAAUUCAACUUCCCCUUCGAGUUUAGCCGUGGAGGAUGGAAGCAGUGCUAACGGUACAGUGACCAUCACAGCACCUCUUAACACCCUGUCUGGUACCGACGUCACCCUGACCAUUGAGGCCGAGGCUCCUGGAGGAACAGACACCAACUAUGUUGUGAUACGUUUCACUGUUCUCACACCGGUGACGGAUUUCACACAGCCAGAGUGUCAGCUGCUCAGCCUGCAGUCCAACUGCUCUGAAGACUGUAGCUCAGCUGCAUGGGAGGUCUCUGUGCAGGUGGACGACGGAGCUGAAGGGACAGGUGUCAGCCGUGUAGACCUCAGACAAGGCAACGGGACCAUGAACAUCAGCCUGGCAGCCGACAACGAGAACAUAACGCUCGUGUCUUACCGUUCCUCUUGCUGUUCUCCUGAUGUGGAGCUGCUGGUUGUGGAUGGGGUGGGUAACAUAGGCUCCUGUUUCUACACGGUCCGCACACAGGCUGUGACCACUAGUAGCCCUCAGGAUCCAACAACAGCAGCACCAACAGCAGCAGCAGUUGUAUCUUUGUCUACCAGAGCUGUUCAGUCUUUUCUUCUUUGCAUUAGCAUCACAAUCCUAGGGUUCCUCUGGAUACACUGAGUGUCUGCAAGUUGAAGUCUGGGGCACAGUUAUAUUUUCUGUUGUUGUUAGAAAAAUCAAAUACGCACUGUAUGCGUAGUCUAAGGUGGCAGUGUUUCAUUCACAUGUAGCUAACAGCCCUGCAAUAAAUGAUGUUAAAUGAAAGAAAAUAGUUUGUAAAGCCACACAAAAUGCUCACGGUCUUCAAAUAAUAAACCAAGAAGAGGGUCGCCAAGAAUUAACCAGGACUACAGUAAAUGACUUCAAAAGGACAUCACAUUACUCUGCGAGGUGUUUAACUACGUGAUUAAUAUUGUUGUGAUUUUAAAAUCAGUAUGAAUUAUAUGUGAUAUAAUUGUACAUGAAAAUUGUGUAAAAUUGUCUUUAAUAGCUUAAAGGGGUUCACACAUCAUACAGCCCGUCAUAAAUUCAGUGAGUGCUAAUAGACCGCGGAAUGUCAUAAUUGCAUUUUAUUUGAUAUAAAAUGAUUAAUGCAUCCAAGGCUUGCUUAUUACAUGAAUGAUUCGGAGAAUAGUUU